AUGCUUCACAGCCGGCAAUAGCAAUUUGCAGCUGCUCAUUCUACAAGACACCCAGCUCAUCAAUUGUACAACUAAUGCUUUUGGACCCGUUUUCAUACAUGCCCACUUUCUGAAAUCCACUCAAACUUUAUCCAACCUGUAAUCCCAAUCACUUUAUGCUGUCAACACUCUGUGACCAACCCCUCUCGUGGUUGGAUUCAAUAUAUAACUCCAAAUGCCCGCUUUGUCAUCUUCAUAGAUAACAGAAAGCGUUGGGUUUAUGUUCUUCAACAAGGCAAAUUACUGCUGUAUUUGAGACCUGGAAUACAGAGAAUGCACAGUAACCCUAGCUUGUGAAGGCUUGUUUAAGUGUUGCAGGGAAUGGUGUGGAAGAAAAUCUCAGCAAAGCUGCAUUCUGUUUGCUCUUCUAUGUAGGAGUGGGUGAAGAAUAGGCCUCAUUGUGUUGGGGUCUGGUAGUGGGUAUUGUAGGGAAUGCAGUAAGAGAAGUUCUGCAGUCAUAAAGCCUGUUGCUGUUUGUAUCAAGGUUCCUAUCUGAGCAUUACAAGGAAUUGGGUUUUUGAUUUUGCAGGGAAUGUGUUGAAAAUCCAACACCAACCAGAUCAUUAGGCCAAUACCAACUGUUGAAGGCAUUUCAAGUCAUUGGGCCUGUUCCUGCUGUUUCGAGGUUUUUAGAGGGAAUCAGAAGCUUUGCUAUUGCAGGGAAUGCACUUGAGUCCUAAGAAACUUUGUGUUUUGUUCAUAAAGAUGGGAUUUUGAAUAUACUAUCAUAACAGACGCAUAUUGGGUGCUGCAGGGAAUGCAUUGAGAGAUUAAGAAGAGUAUAUUUUCAUAAUGGAUCCUUGCUCGUUUGUGAAGGUCUUGGUAGGAGGUCUGGCAUUGAGGAUCCCAGUGGCAUCCAAGCCCACCAAAACAGGAGUACAUCCUACUGCUUCUCCAUGCUUCUGUGAAUUCAAGCUGCACAAUUUUCCUCUGCAAACUGCAGUUGUUCCCCUGAUUUCUCCGAGGUCAUCUGAUCCUGAUGUUCAUAAUAUAUCAGCCAGCUUUCAUCUUGAAGAAAAUGAGGUGAAAAAGCUGUCUUCUUCAUCUUCUCCAUCCUGCUUAGGGUCCUCAAAACCCUUGUUGGAUAUUGCUGUUUAUACAGGAAGACAAGGAUCCACUUGUGGUGUGGCUUUGGGGAAGCUCUUGGGGAAAUUCAGUGUCCCUGUGGAUCUAGAGGGGGCUAAUGAGAAGGCCAUUGUUUUCCACACUGGCUGGGUUUCAAUAGGGAAAUCUAAACUGGACGGUGCUCAACUGCAUCUGAAUGUCAGAGCAGAACCAGAUCUUCGCUACGUGUUUCAGUUUGAUGGAGAAGUUGCAUCCAGCCCUCAGAUUCUCCAAAUUCAAGGCAGUAUUAGACAGCCAAUUUUUAGCUGCAAGUUCACCUGUGACAGAAGCUCUAGGUCACGAUCAUUGCAACAUGAAACUUCCAAGAAGAAAGGCUGGACUUGUUCAUUUGGAAGCGAUAGAGAACAAGAUCGGAGAGAGCGCAAAGGAUGGCUUGUAAUGAUUCAUGAUCUUUCUGGCUCUCCUGUUGCAGCUGCAUCUAUGGUCACUCCCUUUGUUCCCUCUCCUGGUUCUGAUCGGGUAAGCCACUCAAAUCCUGGUGCCUGGCUCAUCCUCAGACCUGAUCAUAGGGGUGAGGACAGUUGGAUCCCUUGGGGCCGCUUGGAAGCAUGGAGAGAGCGAGGUGCCAGUGGUGGAUUAGGGUGUAAAUUUGAGCUCAUGGCAGAGGGGGGUGGUUUGGCUGGGAUGGGUAAUGGACUGUUGCUAGCAGAAUCAGUAAUCAGUUCAACAAAGGGUGGCAAAUUUCUUAUAGACACUGGUCAUGGCAAGGCAGCAGGUACUCCUAUUGCUAACUCCCCUGUUUCAACCCCUCGCAGCAGUGGAGAUUUUAAUUUCAGCACAUGGCCAUUUCCUGCUUAUGGAGGCUUUGUGAUGAGCUCUACUGUUCAAGGAGAAAGAAAAUGCAGUAAACCUGUUGUCCAACUAGCCAUGAGACAUGUGACCUGUAUGGAGGAUGCUGCAGUGUUUGUGGCCUUGUCAGCAGCAGUGGAUCUAAGUAGGGAUGCAUGUCAACUGUUUACCCGAAAGUUAAAGAAAGAGUUGUGUCACCAGAAUAGCAGAUCAUACUGUUAAAGAAUAGUCUCCGUCAAUGCCAUAAACAGGACCACCCUCAACAAGGAAUUGAGAUCAUACUGUUGGAGGUCAAAGUUUGCAGAAUGUGGAAAUCUUCCUUCAGAACAUUGGCUUUAGAGGCGAGUACAUAUGAAAUCCACUACAGUUAAGGUGUGGCAGCACAGCUGGGUUGCAUUUAGAUUUUGGGAUUUUCAGUGCUGGAGUAAAGCAAAUUGCUUGUUUGCAUUUAUUCUGAGUAUAACUUAUCUCAGAUUAUGAGUUUGUGACCUUAACAGAUCGCGAUGGUGAUGUUUUUUGUGGUGUGUCUUUAGCUUAAAAUCAACAAUUUGCUUCAGUGACAACUUUUUGUGGGACAUAUUUUUUGACCGAUUAGUGAUGGGCAACAAUCAUACAGAAAUCCAAUCUUAGCUUCUCCAAGAUAUUACUUUGUCACAACCCAUGGGGUUUUUCAUGUACAAAGACGGGCUCUUAUUCCUCUCAGAGGAAAAUGAGAGUUGUUCAUCUUUUUUAAACUAACAGAGUGUUAACAUACAAAAGAUUAGAGAAAUAUUCAUGAUUAAAAUUUCAUUGAA
This is a messenger RNA of Cryptomeria japonica (Japanese cedar), 2747 nucleotides long. RefSeq lists its product as uncharacterized. The coding region runs from base 832 to 2175 and encodes 447 amino acids. The transcript is spliced from 2 exons. The record is from RefSeq and is a predicted model, not a curated record. NCBI's taxonomy places the organism in Eukaryota, Viridiplantae, Streptophyta, Pinopsida, Cupressales, Cupressaceae.